Cynara cardunculus var. scolymus (artichoke) is the source of this 726-nucleotide messenger RNA. Its product is annotated as 60S ribosomal protein L24-like. Bases 105 to 590 code for a protein of 161 amino acids. Gene Ontology annotation, biological process: cytoplasmic translation. Gene Ontology annotation, cellular component: cytosolic large ribosomal subunit. Lineage: Eukaryota; Viridiplantae; Streptophyta; Magnoliopsida; Asterales; Asteraceae. The transcript has 5 exons. The record is from RefSeq and is a predicted model, not a curated record. Gene Ontology annotation, molecular function: mRNA binding; structural constituent of ribosome.
AUGUUACGGUAAAUUCUGAUUCUGCUAUAUAAGGAUCGACACGACUGGGGUUACUAGGGCUUUUCCUUCUCCUUCAACAGGUGUAGCAGCGGCCGCCAAUCGCCAUGGUCCUCAAGACUGAGCUCUGCCGUUUCAGUGGCCAGAAGAUAUAUCCAGGAAGGGGUAUUAGAUUCAUUAGAUCUGACUCGCAGGUCUUCCUGUUUGCAAAUUCCAAAUGCAAGAGGUAUUUCCAUAAUAAGUUGAAGCCCUCAAAGCUCACAUGGACUGCCAUGUUCCGGAAGCAGCACAAGAAGGACAUUGCUCAGGAAGCUGUGAAGAAGAGACGUCGUGCAACCAAGAAGCCGUAUUCAAGGGCCAUUGUGGGAGCCACUUUGGAAGUUAUUCAGAAGAAGCGAAGUGAAAAGCCUGAAGUCCGUGAUGCUGCUAGGGAGGCAGCUCUUCGUGAGAUCAAGGAAAGGAUCAAGAAAACCAAGGACGAGAAGAAAGCAAAGAAAGCCGAGGUAGUUUCAAAACAGAAGACCCAAGCCAAGGGUGGCAAUGUUCCUAAAGGUAAGGGUCCUAAGCUCGGAGGUGGCGGUGGGAAGCGUUGAAAAGUACCAUUGUCAUUGCUAAACCUUUCAGUUUUUUGUAUCGUUCAUGUCAAUUUCAUCGUCCCGAACCUGUUCUUUUAGAUGUUUGUUAUCAUUUACAAUUUUGAGAGAUUUUCAGAUCUGCAAUUUCUUGAAA